CUUUGCGCCUUUUAUUUUGCAACUGCUGUAAUUUGAAGCCGAAGUCUAUCGAUUUCAAAAGUUUUGGUAGAUAUCUACCACUAGGAUAUACAUAAUCAUAUUAUACGGUCUGCAGGCUUAUACGUACUUUCAGUAAUGGCGAGAGGAAUUAUUUCUGGAAUGUGCUGGCACAACGUUAUCGGAAAUUCCUUAACCUAUGUUUUGCUGGCUUUAAUUUUUAAUAUAUCGCAUGCAGCAAAACUUUCCAAUAGUAAAUUAUUGCCAACGGAUGGAACAAUGUGCGGACAAACGAAAAUGGGGUUCAAAUUUUCUAAAUCAGAACUGAUAGAUAGAUUUAAAGCUUUGUCCGAUAACACUAAAGAUCCCGUGGAAGUCGUACAGAUUUAUGUGACCGGUCAAAAACUGGAUGCCAUCUGUUUGUACGAUCCGGUAAUGGUGGAAGAGCGAAAGUCAAUAAACGCGGCCAUUACGGAAUUUGAAGACGGAGAACGCGGCAUUAAUAUCUCUGCCAGUCCGGAAGUGAUCAGCUUAGGAAGCUGGUUGCCGUAUUUCGUUCGAGAUAAAGCUGAAGCGUGUGUCACUUCCGUUAAAGCGGAUACGAUGGUAUAUUUUCAAUCAGAAAUCAACAUUGAGGUGAUUGCGCCACUGUCUCAAGCCGGAGCAAAACUUCGUCUGAAUCUGCACUGCGAAAUGCCGGGACCACAAACAAUAAAAACUGAUUUAAAAGUGCACCGAGUAGAUCAUAUUGGAUCAGCCGUUGGAGAAAUCCCUUUUUCCGAACUGAUCCAAAUGAAGUUUGUAAAUCCUUCCGAUCCAACGAUGGCGCUGACCGAAGUCUCACUCGACGAGCCAGUAAGGCUGGUUUUGUGGAAAGUGCGCCAGGAAGAUCGAUCUACGCUGAGAACAUCAGUAAUUCCAAUGCAUUGUGAAUUACAAGGCGAUCAUGACAAAGCGGUGAGAGUGACCUUUGUUCAAAACAGCUGUCAAGUGAAGACACCGGCUGAAAUUAUUACGAAUGUAAUGACCAAAAAGACCGAUGUUGACGGGAUGGAAUUUCGGGAAGUCUUCUGGACCGAUUUUAAAGCCUUUCGCUUUGAUGGCAGUACAGGCUUGGUGGCCAGUUGUACGAUUCGCGUGUGUUCCAAAACCCAUCUUGCUGAUUGUCAGAACCGAAUGGGACAUAAUGGACUGCCAUGUUUUGACGAAGGAAGCAUCCAGGAAAUGAGCGAAUACCCGUCCAUAACCGGCGAAAGUGCCGAUUUACCUGCAGUCGAAGGUCGUGCCAUCGAGCAGCCGAACCCAGAAUUAGAGCUCUUCCGUUUGGCCUAUCCAAGAAAAAUUAUUCCAGCGCCACCGCAGCGGUCUCGACGGAGCGCUUUUGGAGGCGAAAGUGGGGAAUACGUUACCAUUAAGCAACGCUUAAAUGUUGUACCUCAUACGUCGGUGGCUUCUCAAACGCAAUCCAAAGCCCUGGAAAUAUCAGAAGCUAACCUGUUACAUCAACCCACGGGAACGGCCUUCCUGCACAGCGAUUCAGCAAUCAGAAAGCCGGACUACAUGUGUUUUCAGAGUUUCGUCAUUUACACCGUAGCUGGCAUUACCAGCUGGAUUUUCAUUUUUGUAUGCAUUGUGAUUAUAGCUUUAAUACGGUAUAUAAGAAAACAGAGAAAAUCGGAUACGUUCUCUGAUAAGGAAUGCCAAAGGUCCGUCUCGUCCAUUGAUACGGCGGUCUCUUUUGCAGACCGGCAGCCCAUUCGAUUUCGGUAGAACUUUUAACUUUACUGCUUACACAUAAUUAUUCGUUAUGGCAGUUGCGUUAUUCCUUGUUUUAGUUUGUUAUUUGUAUUACUGUAACUUAAGACAUUAUUCUCAUGACAGAACCGAAGUCAGUAUAAAUGCUUCAUCAAUU
Molecule: messenger RNA, 1909 nt
Organism: Paramacrobiotus metropolitanus
Lineage: Eukaryota; Metazoa; Tardigrada; Eutardigrada; Parachela; Macrobiotidae
Exons: 8
Coding region: 136-1767 (543 amino acids)
Source: RefSeq, a predicted model, not a curated record